This is a messenger RNA of Xyrichtys novacula (pearly razorfish), 3860 nucleotides long. The record is from the annotation of a GenBank genome assembly. NCBI's taxonomy places the organism in Eukaryota, Metazoa, Chordata, Actinopteri, Labriformes, Labridae.
GAAUCCGCGGAUGCCAAACCAAGAUAGGUACCUGUGGCUUGUGUUUGUUGACAAAUGUAGCAUUAGCUCUACAAAGGUAAGAGUCUUCUUAAAAAUGCAAUGCAAAAAAAAAAAAAAAAAUCAAAUUUUUUGUCCUGUUUGCAGCAGUUUAUAUACGGGUAUUACACACGUACAUGUACGGACACAAAUAACCUAUGUUGUGGAAACAAAAGCGGAAAGUGGCGAGCUAGUUAGCAGGUUAGCUCAUCAGGGUUCAGUCACACAGCAGUACACCAUGAAGUGAGUUUAUAGACUAUCAUAGUCUUCUACACUGAACAAAAAUAUAAACGCAACACUUUUGGUUUUGCUCCCAUUUUUCUUGAGCUAAAUUAAAAGAUCUAAGACUUUUCCUUUGUACACAAAAGACCUAUUCCUCUCAAAUAUUUGAGAUAAAUAAAUGUGUUGACAAAUUUGUCUAAAUCUGUUUUAGUGAGCACUUCUCCUUUGCUGAGAUAAUCCAUCCACCUCACAGGUGUGGCAUAUCAAGAUGAUCAGACAGCAUGAUUAUUGCACAGAUGUAUCUUAGACUGACCACAAUAAAAGGUCACUCUAAAAGGUGCAGUUUUAUCACACAGCACAAUGUCACAAGUUUUGAGGGAGCGUGCGAUUGGCAUGCUGACUUGGCAUGUUAUUUAACAGAACAGAAUAUGUUAUCUGAAUUUUUCAAUCCCUAAAUUAUUUUUUUCUGAAUCAAUACAACAGACAGGGUUUUAAAGAUUUUGUGCUUGUGCACUUAAGGUUAAAAAACAUAAAGCAAUGAAUAAAAUAUUUGUCGAUUCUUGGUAUUUCAAAGUGUGCAAACUCCCCAACUGAAACUUGUACUUAACAUGAAAGGUUUAUUAAAUGCAAAUUCAUUUCUACCUGCAGCAUGGCGGUCUCUAUAGCCAUCUUAGACUGUGAUCUCCUCCUGCACGGUCGAGGCCAUAAAACCCUGGACCGGUUUGACCUGGAAUCUGUCUCAGAUCAUUUCCUCCUCUCACAGUUUGGCUUCCCCAGACACUUUAUCCUCUACCUGGUGGAGCUGCUCAGAGAGGUGAUCAGCAGUUUUAAAUAAUCUUGCGCGAAAACCUGCAGAUUCAUCGCAAAUGUAACUCUAUGGUUGUGUUUGUGUUUGAGGCUCUGUGCAGACGAACGCAGCGCUCCAGAGCCAUCAGUCCUGAGGUGCAGGUGUUGGCUGCUUUGGGUUUCUACACAUCUGGAUCUUUCCAGACAUCCAUGGGCGACACUAUCGGGAUCAGCCAGGCGUCCAUGUCCAGAUGUGUGUCCAAUGUGACCAGAGCUCUGGUGGAGAAAGCCCCGCAGUUCAUCACAUUUAACAGGCAUGAUAUGAUGAGAAUAUCUGGACUUAUAUCUAGCACUUUUUAAACCUCUGGAUCCAUCAGCAAGUUGAAGUUUUAGUUUAUCCAAACCUCACUGGUGAUUUUAAAAAAGAUAAUAGACAUUUUCAGCAGUGACUCUAAAUUCUACAGAGGAAAAUGCAUAAAAGGUCAAAGUAAUGAAGUUUAUUUAAUUCAGUUUCUUAUGUAGAGUUUAUUUCCUAGGAAUAACUUGUUUUCUGCAGAAAGAAGAAUAUAGUAAAUAAAAGCAGUUAUCGUCUCGUUUUCUGAGCAGAGACCAGUCCAGCAGGGACCAGGCCUUUCAGGAGUUUCAGAGGGUGGCUGGAUUUCCAGGUGUUCUGGGGGUUCUGGACUGUGUUCAGGUAGAUUAGCGUCUCUUAACACUUUUAAACGCCCUGUUUGUGUUUAAAAUCCUCACCUGCGUUUCCUCCUGUUCUCCAGGUGACCAUCAAAGCUCCAAACAGUGAGGACUUCUCCUACGUGAACAAGAAGGGCUUUCACUCCGUGGGCUGUCAGCUGGUGUGUAACGCUCGAGGUCUCUUACUCAGUGCAGAGACCUGGCCGGGUGGACUCAAAGACGCAGAGAUUCUGGAAAGAUCUGCUCUCUUCAAACAGCUGCAGGACAUCCAGGAGGGCUGGCUGCUGGGUAAGCCUUUUAAUGCCAGACAGGAUAAGUGAAACUGCAGAGUCCAGAAAGGCUAAAAGUCUGAUUCCUGUGUCAUAGGUGACCGUCGUUACCCUCUAAGGAAGUGGCUGAUGACCCCGGUGGAAAACCCAGAAUCCCCUGCAGAGUUAGGGUUUAAUCUAGCUCACACUGCGACUCAUGAGAUUGUGGACCGAACUUUCAGAGCCAUCCAGACCAGGUUCAGGUGUUUGGAUGGCACCAAAGGAUAUCUACAGGUGCUUAUGUCCACUGUUUUCCAUGUUGAGGAGUUUCUCUUUAAAGCCACCAGACAUCAUUGACAAAAUGAGUCAUUGAUACAGAAGCUGCUGCCUGUCGUAUGUAUUUUAGUGUUUUGGUUUACCUGUAUUGGUUAUUUCUGCGGGAGAUUAUAUUAGUUACAGUUACUGUUCAAUACAGUAUCUGUAGGAAAUACAAUUAUGUGAUACAAACAUAGACUGUAUAUAGAAUGGACAGAGUCUGCCUCCUCGCUGGGUGAAGCCACUCCGAGAACAGCACCCUCUGUUGAUGGGCUGCAGUAUAGGUCAUAAAUCCCGCCUCCGCCAGCAAAGUUUAUGGAGCUGUGAAGUCAUUUAGACCUUCUCAUUGAGCUAACUCUCUGUCCCUCCUCUGUAGUAUUCUCCAGACAAGAGCUCGGCCAUCUUGAUCGCCUGCUGUGUCCUCCACAACGCCUCCCUUCAGUCCGGAUUGGACGCCUGGACCCUGGAGAGGACAGACCCUCUGGAGCAGCCUGAGAUCCUCGAACAGAGACCUGAAGACCGGGACAACCAGGCUGAGGACCUACGGAAACAGCUUAUACUCAAACACUUCAGCUGAUCAGCCGGAUCAGAUAUCAACAGACUCAAAACAAACUUGAACUUGAAAUAAAAGACACAAAAAAGGCCCCACAGGAGACAGUGAUGCUGAUGCAGUUUUUUAAUAUUUUGCUGGUUUCUACUCUACGGACUAAACUACGAUAACAUAGUUAUAUAUGGAGGAACAUGCAAGACGCUAUACAACAAACCCAGACAACACUGGAGCGUGACACGUUUUGAAGAACUCCCUGGAAAGAGCUCAGUUAUUCUCAUGAAAAGGUCAGAAUAAAGAAGCAGCUACUCGAGUUGUACAGACAUUCAAACUGUGUUCAGCUGCUGUGUUAUCAACGUUUCUUUACAAGUGGAAAAAGUCACCCUCCCUCAGUUUCGAUCCUCACCGUUUCCCACCCAAGAUUUGUCUUUAUUCUCCCCUUUCCCACAUAAAUCCACAGGUUUAAAUCUUGGACAGAGUCACAAUACAAAAACAAAAGGCCCUUAUUUACAACAACUGCACAGUUCGUUGUCUUUACUUAUGUACACUGGUGAAUUAAGACUGUUUAGGGGGGAUUAAGGUCGUGUCAAACCUGGGCUCUUUAUGGGGAUCUGAAUGAGUCAAAAUAUUUAGAGGCACUCUAUUAGAUGACCGUGAAACAGGCUGCAACAUACAGGACGAAAAAAACAGUCAACCUGGAACAAAGCCUUGCAGUUGCAUUUUGGCGACCAUCCAGCUCUCCAUGUGUUAAAAAUAUCUACGGCUGCAGCACCUGUCUGACAGGUCUCUGAAUAUUUCUCUGUUGUACGAGUAAGAAAAUGUCGACACGUGUUUUGCAUGUCUGAAACUUUGUGUUGCUGCCAAUCCUGCCUCGGACGUUCUUUGAAAUGAGAUUUUAAAUCUCAGCGAGGUCUUCCUUGUUUAACCAAACUUGAAUAAAAAUAAAGAGAUAUUAAAAAUGUGCUUUCCCCUUUCUUAAAAAAAGUAAAAAUCAUAUUUAAACUCUUAAGUGAAGG